This is a messenger RNA of Cavenderia fasciculata, 1308 nucleotides long. Its product is annotated as ARID/BRIGHT DNA binding domain-containing protein. The transcript is spliced from 3 exons. NCBI's taxonomy places the organism in Eukaryota, Evosea, Eumycetozoa, Acytosteliales, Cavenderiaceae. Gene Ontology annotation, molecular function: protein binding; DNA binding. Gene Ontology annotation, biological process: regulation of transcription by RNA polymerase II. Gene Ontology annotation, cellular component: nucleus. Bases 1 to 1308 code for a protein of 435 amino acids. The record is from RefSeq and is a predicted model, not a curated record.
AUGUUAAUGAGCCCUAUAUCAAGCCCCCACCAAGGCGGAGGUGGCAAUACCUUUUCACUUCCACCUCAACAACAAUAUUACCAGCAACAACAACAAUCGUCAUCGUCAUCGUCGUCACAAUCAUCUACUCCAUAUUAUUCACAUAGCAGCAACGGUGGUGCUGGAAGCUCGGCUGGUGCCACCGCCGCCGCCAGCAGCAAUAACAUUAACAGUAGCAGUCCUCCACAGCCAUCGCAACAAUUGUCACAAGAGGAUUUGGAAGAGAAGCGAUUCAUCUCGCAACUAUUCUCGUUUAUGGCCAACCGUGGCACGCCAAUUGAAAAGAUACCCAUUUUCGACCACAAGGAGCUCAACCUCUACAAGCUGUACCACUGUGUCAUCUCGCGUGGUGGUCUAGUCGCCGUCAUUGAGAACAAGUUGUGGCGUCAGAUCACAACCGAGUUGGCCGUCGACCCCGAGCGCACAGACGCCGGUUUUCGUCUGCGUAUCCAUUACCUCAAUACUGCCAAUGUAGCACAUCUUCAUCAACAUCAACAUCAACAACAACAACACUCGUCACCUCAACAACAUCCUCAACAACAACCUCAACCACAUUUCCAACAACACCAACAUUUCCAACACAUCCAACACCAAAGAGAAAGAGAAAGGGAGAGAGAAAGAGAGAGUUCAAGUUCACCAACCAUUUCCUCGAUGAUUUCAACACCAACUUUUGAGCAACAAUUUCAUCAACACCAACAAAUUGCGAGCAGUCCUAAUAGCAGUCCAACUCAUCAUACUUCAAAUAACAACCAUAAUCAUAAUCAUAAUGGUAUCCCAAUUUCUUCUUUGUCCAAUAACAACAACAACAACAACAUUAACCUUAAUAGCAGUAACGGCAGUCUCAACAUUGUAAAUAGUUCCUCUUCCACCACUUCCACCUCGUUUAUCCCAUCGGCUCCCAUUUCCAACGCAUCCUCCUCUUCAUCAUCAUCUUCUUCACAUCUUUCAAACGCCAUUUUCCACCCAUCAUCAGAUGAUUAUCUCCUUGGGUCGUUGACAGCCGCUUCGUCAGUGUCGUCAGCUUCGAUGACAUCCACCUCAACGUCACACUACCCAGCUGUAAAUUUAAAGAUUCUCGAGAACAAGUCACUCAAAAAGUACAAUGCCCUUCACAAACUCAAGCUUUCAAAUUCACCAUCACGCCGGGAAUUGGUCAAUGCUGUCUCCCAACAUUUUGAUGCUCAAAAGAUUGAUGAAGAUUCAAUCAUUAGUCAAUUCUUGAAAAGAAUUAAAAGUGAACAUAGAUUAAGAGUUGUUGAAAGUCGUUAA